Molecule: messenger RNA, 1548 nt
Organism: Pseudozyma flocculosa PF-1
Lineage: Eukaryota; Fungi; Basidiomycota; Ustilaginomycetes; Ustilaginales; Ustilaginaceae
Exons: 4
Coding region: 1-1548 (515 amino acids)
Biological process (GO): transmembrane transport
Cellular component (GO): membrane
Molecular function (GO): transmembrane transporter activity
Source: RefSeq, a predicted model, not a curated record
AUGCCCGCCUCGUUCGACGACGACGACAAGGCCAAGCACGGUCCGGCAAGCGGCGCCGCCACCAACGCAGCCGGCCUCCGCCUCGACAACUACGACCGCACCUCGACGCACCCCGCGCUGCCCCUCGACGACGCCGACGCCGCCAUGCUCGACGGAUUGUCGCCCGAGGAGGUCGCACGCGAGGAGAAGCGCCUCGUGCGCAAGGUCGACAUGCGCCUCGUCCCCGCCGUCUGGAUCAUGUACCUGUUUAGCUACCUCGACCGAUCCAACAUCGGCAACGCCUAUACGGCGGGAAUGGGACGCGACCUCAACAUGUCGUCGACGCACUACUCGGUCGUGCUCCUCGUCUUCUUCAUCACCUACGUCCUCAUGGAGGUGCCCAGCAACAUGGUCCUCACCCGCGUCCGCCCCAGCCUCUACCUGCCCGCCCUCAUGUUUGUCUGGGGCGGCCUCUCGAUCUGCUUUGCCGCCGCACGCAGCUGGCAGGUCAUCGCCGUCCUCCGCGUCCUCCUCGGCGCCAUCGAGGCCGGAUUCGCACCCGGCGUCCUCUUCCUCCUCUCGUCGUGGUACACCAAGGGCGAGCUCGCACGCAGAUACGCCCUCUACUACUCGGCCGUCGCCAUCUCGGGCAUGCUCGGCGGCCUCAUCGCCGGAGGGCUCCUCCAGCAGCUCGACGGCGCUCGCGGACUCGCGGGGUGGAAGUGGCUGUUUGUGUGCGAGGGCAGCGCCACCUGCUUCGUAGCGUUGGCCACCAUCUUCGUGCUCCCGGACUUCCCCACGACGACCAAGUGGCUGACGCCGCGGGAGCGCAUGAUUGCCACCCGCCGGCUUCAGCGCGACGGCGUCGGCAGCGCCCAGGGCGGCGAAGACGUCUCGCACACCAAGGCGGCCAAGAUGGCCUUCACCGACUGGCGCACCUGGGCCUUUGUCCUCACCUACAUGUGCACCACGGGCAGCCAGACGAUCCAGUACUUCAUCCCCGAGCUCGUCAAGUCGAUGGGCUACACGGGCUUCCACGUCCAGUACAUGACUGCGCCCAUCUACGCGUGCGCGCUGGUGGCGAUCCUGGGCUUCUGCUUCUCGUCGGACCUGCUCAAGGAGCGCGCGUGGCACCUCUUCACCGCGUCGGUCAUCGCCGUCGCCUCGUUUGCCAUCAUGCUGGGCGUGCUCGACCAGACGGGCCGGUACGUGCUGCUAUGCUUUGGCGUCGCCGCCGUCUACGCCGCCUGCCCGCUCGUCAGCAUCUACGUCUCCAACGCCAUCCCGCACCCCUCCGAGAAGCGCGCCGUCGCCCAGGCCCUCGUCAACGCCCUCGGAAACAGCGCCAGCAUCUACGGAUCCUUCCUCUUUCCCAAGAACGCCACCGACCACAACAGGAUGGGCUUCGCCGUCACCAUGGCCUUCAUGUGCAUCGCUGCCGGCAUGGCCCUCGUCCUCAAGUACCUCCUCAACAGGUACCCGUACCCCGAGAUCGAGCAGGCCAGCGCCGCCCGGGGCGAGGAUGCCUACCGCCACGGCGAGACGGCCAGCUACGAGCACAAGGCCUGA